Molecule: messenger RNA, 2393 nt
Organism: Amphiprion ocellaris (clown anemonefish)
Lineage: Eukaryota; Metazoa; Chordata; Actinopteri; Pomacentridae
Product: kynurenine--oxoglutarate transaminase 3
Exons: 14
Coding region: 159-1508 (449 amino acids)
Biological process (GO): biosynthetic process
Cellular component (GO): cytoplasm; mitochondrion
Molecular function (GO): pyridoxal phosphate binding; L-kynurenine:2-oxoglutarate transaminase activity
Source: RefSeq, a predicted model, not a curated record
CCGACGGCCGUGAACGCAGCGGCAGCAGCUCUGCGUGGCGUGUAGCACGUCUCCUCCUCCUGACCGCUACCUCUCAGCAGGUCUGUCCGGGCGGUUCAGUGUCACAGCAAGUAAGUUGUGGUUGCUGACCUGGUGGCUUAACUUCUAUCAUUUCAUGCAUGAGCAUUGCACGACAGAUCCUCACCUGCUCCAGGUUUGCAUGUCGUUCAGUUCCCAUAAACAGCAGAAGGAGGUUUUGUACUUCACAGCAUAUGAUGAUGUCGCGGCAUACACACACCAAAAGAAUUGAGGGCCUGGACCAGAACGUCUGGGUGGCGUUUACUUCACUAGCAGCCGAUCCUUCCGUCGUUAACCUGGGCCAAGGCUUUCCAGAUAUCCCUCCACCUUCUUAUAUUAAGGAGGGACUAGCAAAAGCUGCAUCAGAGGACAGGAUGAACCAGUACACCAGAGGUUUUGGUCAUCCAUCUUUGGUGAAGGCCCUUUCCCAGGUUUAUGGGAAGGUCUAUGGACGCCAGAUCGAUCCCUUCAAAGAAAUUCUGGUCACAGUCGGUGGCUACGGUUCCUUAUUCAGCACCAUGCAAGCACUGGUAGAAGAAGGAGAUGAGGUCAUCAUCAUUGAACCCUUCUUUGAUUGCUAUGUACCGAUGGUGCGAAUGGCAGGGGCCAAGCCUGUGUUCAUACCGUUACGCCUUAAGCCUGGAAAGAAGACAAUCACGAGUGCUGACUGGUUUCUUGACCCAGAUGAGCUUUCCAGUAAAUUUAACUCAAAGACAAAGGCCAUCAUCAUUAACACUCCGAAUAAUCCAAUUGGGAAGAUUUUCACCAGAGAUGAGCUGCAGAUGAUCGCAGACCUCUGUAUUAAACACGACACUCUGUGCUUCAGUGAUGAGGUUUAUGAAUGGCUCGUCUACAAGGGACAUCAGCAUAUCAAAAUUGCCACUUUGCCUGGAAUGUGGGAUAGAACAAUUACAAUCAGCAGUGCAGGAAAAACAUUCAGUGUUACUGGAUGGAAGCUUGGUUGGUCUAUAGGACCUGAACACCUGACAAAGCAUCUUCAGACUGUCAUGCAGAACACUCUGUACACCUGCGCAACACCUUUACAGGAGGCUGUGGCACAAGGUUUAGUCCUGAACUAUGAGCUAAUGGGUCAGCCUGAGUGCUACUUCACCUCACUAGCAGAGGAACUUGAGGUAAAGAGAGACCGGCUGGCCACCAUUCUGCAGGAGGCCGGUAUGACUCCUGUCAUCCCAGAGGGAGGUUAUUUCAUGCUCGUGGACGUCACGUCUCUCAAUCUGGACCUGUCACAUAUAACUGAUGAUGAAGCCUAUGACUACAAGUUUGUCAAGUGGAUGAUUAAAGAAAAGAAACUAGCAGCCAUUCCAGUCACAGCUUUUGUUGGAGAUGAGUCCAAGAAGCAGUUUGAGAAAUACAUCCGCUUUUGCUUCAUCAAGCAGGACAGUACUCUGGAGGCAGCGGGGAACAUCUUGAAAAACUGGGCUAAGAGUUAAUGGGAUGUGGUGAAGACUUGAUCUCUGUGGUCAAGCUGAGAGGUCGGCACAUUGACUGGAAAUAAGUACAACUUCAGUAACACAGUUAGCAUUUGAGCUGUGUGCUGGGUUUUGAGAAAACAAAGCUUUUCAAGUUAACUUGACUGAAUUGAGUCGCUAAUAUACAUGGUGGGUGAGAUAACUGAGGUGAAGUGUUAUUUUUAUGCAGUGUCCCACAGUGAAUUUAAACCCCUUAUUCAUUCCUGUUGUCAUUCAGUAUUGUCUAUUUCAGUUAAUAUUUUUCUGGACUUGCAACAUUAGACACAGCAGAGAAGUAAAAGGACUGCUGUAGCUGAGCCAAUCUGCUGUAACUGUGCCUUUUCUGUGUCUUUUUUUUCCCAGUUAAACUGCUAAACUCAGACACAGAUCUUUGGUUUGGACUGUUUUGUGAAAACCAGUAAGGGUACAGUGUUUUUAAAAUGUUUAUAACAUAACAGUUUCAGAUAGUGGAGAACUAAAGCUUAAUGAUUUGGGGGAAAAUAUCUUAUUGUGCAUUUUUUCCUACAGGUAUUGAAAUUUAAAAUAUAAUUUUUUCACCGUCAGUCUUCAUGCCAGUAUUCACUGUCUAAUACAUCGAAAAUAUGCAUGAAACAUUAUAAUUUAAGGUACCAUUGGAACUAUGACAUUCGCACAAAAUGGAUAGCAAUUUGUAAAACCAUGUAUAUCCUAAAUUGCAGCUUUUGCAACUUGCUAAUUGUUUCAAAUUGAUCUUUUGAUUGGAAUUUGAUUAUUUUUGGAAUUGCUUAGUGUAGUGGGGACCAUUCAGAUUUACAAAAAUACGUACAAAGUUGGGUGGCAUCUGGUUUCCAUCUCCUUUUGGAAAAUAAUAAAUGUGUUUUCACAGCU